Molecule: messenger RNA, 926 nt
Organism: Argiope bruennichi
Lineage: Eukaryota; Metazoa; Arthropoda; Arachnida; Araneae; Araneidae
Product: C-factor-like
Exons: 5
Coding region: 39-815 (258 amino acids)
Source: RefSeq, a predicted model, not a curated record
UGGAUUUUCUAUUAUCCUUCUUAUUUUCGAUAACCAUUAUGGAGCUGGAGAGUGUUAUGAUUACUGGUACCAAUAGGGGAAUAGGACUGGAGUUCGUUAAACAGUUGAUGCAAUUGCCCAAACCACCUCGUUUUAUAUUUGCAACCUACAGAGAUGAAAGUACGACACAGGCCUUGAAAGAGAUCAGAGAUGCGUUUAAAAACACACAAGUUGUCCUUAUUAAAAUGGAUGUGACAAAAGCGAAUGAGAUCGAAGAAGCACGAAAAAUCGUAGAGAGUAAAGUUGGUGAAAAAGGCUUGAAUCUUCUAAUCAACAACGCUGGUGUUCUAAAGAUGCAAGGAUUUUCAGAAAUAACGGAAGAGAAUUUAUUAUUUCAUUUCUCCACCAACACUAUAGGCCCAGUCAUAGUUUUAAAGGAAAUUCUUCCUUUGUUGAAGAAAUCUGCUGAUCGAAAUAUUAAUGGGAUGAAAAUUUCCAGGGCCGCUGUUGUCAACAUAGCAUCGGGUGGUGGCUCCAUUGCUGGAUUGACUGAGCAGUCAAACUUAUUUUCAAGAAGGUUUUUAGAUGCAAUGGGUUAUAGAAUCAGCAAGGCUGCUUUAAAUAUGGCCAUGCGAUUGAUUGCUGUGACAAUCAAGGGCCAUGGAAUUCUGGUGGUAAACAUUUGGGCCGGCCGAAUGGAACAUAGUUUGGCGUCAAAUAAAGGCGAACGAACCCUCUCAGAUGGCAUUUCCGAAAUGCUGAAAACGCUGCAACAACUUAAUGAUUCGCAGCAUGGAGCUUUUGUAGAUCAACAUGGAAAACCUGUUCCUUUUUGAAAGAUAAGCUACCACUAUUUUUACAAACUGAGUAUUCUGUAUAAUUUGGAAAUGAUUUUUUCGGAUUAUUUGGAUUUUAUGGAGGAAUUUUUUGCUUUGUACAUAGAAUAA